GCUCUGAAGUUGUCGUCUUUGGGCGCAAAUGUAGUCAUCACUGGAAGGGAUGACCAGAGAAUCCAAUCUGUGGUCAAAAAGUGUGAAUCACUUUCCAAACAGAAAGCACUUGGAGUUAGGGCUGACUUAAUGGUGGACAGGGAUGUCAAGAAUUUGGUGGAAAAGACUAUCGAAGUAUUUGGAAAAAUAGAUAUUCUCGUGAAUAACGCCGGUAUCGGACCGACAGCUACUUUUGAACAGUCGGCAUAUCUCGAGUCAUACGACAAAGUGAUGAACACUAAUGUCCGGAGUAUUCAAGUAUUGACUCAAUUAGUGGUUCCAUAUCUUGAGAGUACUAAAGGAAACAUUAUUAACAUCUCAAGUGUUUUGGGAUUAAUUCCCUCAGCCAGAGCAAUUUCAUAUUGCAUGGCUAAAAGUGCACUGGAUAUGUUUACUAAAUGUUUAGCCCUAGAGUUAGGCCCCAGAGGUGUACGUGUGAAUAGUGUCAAUCCGGCAGUAAUCCGGACGCCAUUCUUCGAGACAAUGACUGGAAGUAAGGAUUUAUUGUCGGCCACUGAAAAGCAAUGUCAGGAUAACUAUCCGCUGAGACGUAUCGGUGAACCGGAAGACGUGUCGGAAGCCGUGGCAUACCUGUGCUCACCCGUAGCCUCAUUCAUAACGGGUGCCAUUUUGCCGGUCGAUGGCGGCUCUCUUAGAGCUCCUAUUUCUCGGACCUCAAUAAUGAAUUUUGAUGGAAACGUAGCUUUAAUAACAGGCUCGUCUUCGGGUAUCGGCGAAGCAAUUGCUCUGAAGUUGUCGUCUUUGGGCGCAAAUGUAGUCAUCACUGGAAGGGAUGACCAGAGAAUCCGAUCUGUGGUCAAAAAGUGUGAAUCACUUACAAAACAGAAAGCAAUUGGAGUUAGGGCUGACUUAAUAGUGGACAGAGAUGUCAAGAAUUUGGUGGAGAAAACAGUGGAAGAAUUUGGAAAAAUAGAUAUUCUCGUGAAUAACGCCGGAAUAGGUGAUAUUGUUCAAUUUGGAUCACCCGGGUAUUUGAAAACAUACGACAAAGUGAUGAACACUAAUGUCCGAAGUAUUCAAGUAUUGACUCAAUUAGUGGUUCCAUAUCUCGAGACAACUAAAGGAAACAUUAUUAACAUCUCGAGUACUUCUGGACUUAAACCCUCAACAAUAGGAAUAUCAUACAAUAUGGCAAAGAGUGCUCUGGAUAUGUUUACCAAAUGUUUAGCCCUCGAGUUGGGACCCAAAGGGAUUCGGGUGAAUAGUGUCAAUCCUGCGGGCAUACGAACGCCAAUCUUCGAGACAGUGACCGGAGAUAAGGAUUCGUUGACCAGAUUUGAAAUGCACUGUAAGACUGACUAUCCGUUGCAACGAAUCGGUGAACCUGAAGAUGUGGCCGAAGCCGUGGCAUACCUGUGCUCACCGGUCGCCUCAUUCAUAACG
Molecule: messenger RNA, 1443 nt
Organism: Oppiella nova
Lineage: Eukaryota; Metazoa; Arthropoda; Arachnida; Sarcoptiformes; Oppiidae
Source: the annotation of a GenBank genome assembly